AUGGAUUCCGCCUACGAUCACAUCCAGGAGGAGAGCUACCCGCAGGACCCCACCAAGCAGUCCGCCGGCGGAGAUAACGCCCACCAGGAGACGACCAACAACUUCAACGCCGAGUUCCAGGAUGCUUACAAAGCUAUAUCGAGUAGCCCGUGGGCAGCGCGUUUAGGAGGGUUCUUGGGAAAUGUGCGGAAGCAGGGCGAGCAAUACUACGACACCGCAAGUAAGCAAUAUGCGCCACAGGUCAAGAACGCCUCAGCCAGCGUCUCCAACAUUAUCAGCCACGCGCGCAAGAUCUCGCUCCAACCCGGCGACGCUUCAAGCUCCAAAUCCGCCUCCACCUCCCAAGAUGCUUCCACCGAGAAAGCGACCGAAGAUACAGAAGCUCACCCCGACCGUCCCGAAUCCCUUACCGCAGACAUCGUGAAGGAGGCAGAAGGGAUACUAUCGCACUUCCGCUCCGAAGCCGCCAAACGCCUCAAGGAUGUCGAAAAAGCCGAAGACGCCGCAGACGAAGCACUCCUCAAGUUCGGCAGCAACAUCCGCAACUUCCUCCGCGACGCCGUUACCAUCGCGCCUCCCGAAGCAGGAUCGCAAGCCGCCAAAGAUGGCGAUGUACUUUUCGAAUCAAAGGACAGCAGCGGCAAGAAGGUUGUUCACGCCACGCGCUUUGACGCCCAACUCCACGUUAUCCAUUCGACACUCGAUUCCUUCCUUAAGGACCCCGCGAGCCCGGAGUGGGAAAACUGGAAGUCGGGUUUUGAUGUAGAUAAGAAGACUGAGGCUAUUGCGAAGGAUCUGGAGAAGCAUGAGGAGCUGAGGAGUGCGAUGGAGAAGUGCGUCCCGGAGAAGGUGGAGUACAAAGUGUUUUGGUGCAGAUACUACUUCUUGCGCCAUGUUAUUGAGAGUGAGGAGCAGAGGAGGAGAGAGAUGCUUAAAGCAUCCACACCCGCCGCCGACGAAGAAGUAGCCUGGGACGAAGACUCCGAAGAAGAAGACGAGGACGAUGACGAAGAAGAAGAUGACGACGAAGACGACUCUUCCGAGGAAGAAGAGUCUGACGACGACUCCGACGACGAUAACGCCACCGUUACCAAACCCAGCAAACCUACUUCCACAAUUAAAUCCACCGCCGCCGCUCCUUCCACCGCUACCACAAAACCCGCUUCUACCACCGCCAGCACACCCAAACCAGCAAUCGACCUCGCCGCAUCAGUCAAAACACUGAAGCCCACAGACGAGGCCAAGCCAACACCCGCGCAACCCCGCCGAUCGAACGAUGAGAAGAGCGUAGCUGAUAGCGACGCGAGUUACGAUCUUGUCUCUGGCACAACGACGAGGGCGCCGGGAAGUCCGCAGGAUGGCAAGGAUGGGAAGAAGAAGGUUGUUCCUGAGGAGAGUGAUGAGGAGGAGGACUGGGAGUAG
Alternaria rosae is the source of this 1422-nucleotide messenger RNA. RefSeq lists its product as uncharacterized. The transcript is spliced from 3 exons. Gene Ontology annotation, cellular component: cytoplasm. Lineage: Eukaryota; Fungi; Ascomycota; Dothideomycetes; Pleosporales; Pleosporaceae. The coding region runs from base 1 to 1422 and encodes 473 amino acids. The record is from RefSeq and is a predicted model, not a curated record.